AUGUUGCAGAAUCGACGAAGGGUUCAUGAUGUGCAGGCUCGAUGCGAAGCAGCCGCAAAGGAGGCUGAAGCGCGUAACGCAACGCUGCGGAGAAGCUUGAAGCAGGGUGGCUUGGAACGAGGUGGUGCAGCACGCUUGUUCGUCAACGCAUUGCCUGCCCUGGAUGCACAAGCUGUUGAGGUCUGCCUGCCUUGGCCUACCAAGAUAAAAAAAAUUGAACCGCGAACGCGGGGGCCGCCUCAGUGUCGGAGCAGUCAGGGUCCAGUCAGGGUUGAGGUUCAUGGCGGGUACAAGCUGCCCGCCAUGCUUCAUGAAAGGCUUUGGAAGUCGUUGAGCCCACCUGGACAAGAGGUCUUGGCGGCUCAGUCCCUCGAAAGCAAAGACACACACAUAUGUAUAUAUAUAUAUAUAUAUACCAUAUAG
Molecule: messenger RNA, 423 nt
Organism: Symbiodinium natans
Lineage: Eukaryota; Dinophyceae; Suessiales; Symbiodiniaceae
Source: the annotation of a GenBank genome assembly